AUGCCUAAAAACUCAAAGAAUUCUUCUGUUUCGCCAGCUAGAGUUAACGAUGCACCAGUAGACCUGGCCCGUUACCUACAAACACUCGUGUCACCAAUUACGGAGCUACAGAGCCUUCUGGAAGCACUGCCGAACAUUGUGCCACAACUUCACGCUCAUGUAUCUACCUCAGAUGAGUUGUCCGUCAAGGCUCAACGAAUCAGCGAGCUAGAGGCGGCAGUCGCGGCAUUUGAUUCGGUGCACAUGAAGACGUCAGAGGCCCUGAAGAUUGAGGUUGAUGACCUCAGGAAGCGUCUCGACCACGAAGGGAAGCACUUUGGGUCACUGAAGAGUGACCACGACAAGAGAUUGGAGAAAAUUAAGUUAGAGCACAAGCAAGCUCUUGAAAAACUGGAGCUAAGUCAUUCUGUCAUGGUGGAGGGUCUCGAGAAGAAACAUAAGGAUCGAUUGAGAGACGAAAGAAAUGAGUUGGAUAAGGUGAAGAGGGAGAUGGAAGAUGUGGAUGUGAAGAAUUGUGGUUUGAGGGAGAAGUUGGAUCUCGCCAACGAGAAGCUCAGGCUGUUGGAGGGGAACAUGGCGUGUCUGCCUGACGAUAAUAUUUUUGAGGAGAAAUGGAAAGACCUAGCGAGAGUGUUCCAUCUUUUCUGUAAGGAACAUUUUACGAACAUCCCAGAAACCCCCACCAAUCACAAGCUCACCCUCCAAGAAUCAUCUUAUCUCGUCAAUUUUGCCACAGCCCUGCCCUUCCCGUUACCUACCAGUGACGCGCAGGCAUCCGCCCUCCUACAUCUUGCUCUUGUUCAGCAUCACAUAUCCAACACUUUAUGCAAGAACAUCUUUCGAACAGUUGUGGUCCCCAGCACCUGCCCGGACGCUUCCACAAUCUUCGAGUCGAUCUCCACCGUGCUUUACCGCAAAAACCCACAUCUCGAAUCAACUUGGCGUAGUCUCACCACUACCGCUCUCUCCCACACCGGGUCCAAAGACUCUUUGAAUGCAAAAGCUCAAGACAUGGCCGCAGAGAUCAUAAAUCUCACAUAUCUCCUCAUCCCCUCUGGCAACCACGACAGCGUCCAUGAAAAACUGUGCGCUCUUUUCAAAAUCGCAUUCACCACCUGGCGGCCGACGCAGCGCUGCUCAGCACGCAUCUUUGCGACAACCGAUCUCGGCGAUGACAUCGAUGCCGAGCAGUGGGGAUCACAGCUUGAGCAGGACGAGUUCGGAUGUGCUUCGGAUAUGGAUGAGACCGAGCAGCAAUGUAAUAAUAGCAAGGUGCUGUGUCUAUUCCCGCGGGUCUACCGCGAGGACCGGGACGGGGAGCACCAUGUGUAUUUCCCGGGAACGGCGCUGUAUGCGGAUUCAGGGGCGUAUGUAGCGGGGCUCAAAGAGCAUAGGGUCAUACAGAACCUAAGGGAGGAGCUCAGUAAAAAGAAGCAAGCGGAGGUAGGAGGUUCGGGAGUGCAUGGUAGGCGUAGUAGGAGGUUAAGCCUGAGUAGGCCGUUGCCCCAGCCGGUGCCGGCGCAGGUGCUGGUGCACAAGCCAAGAAUUGGUACUGGUAAGGCUUUGGACGCCGCAGGCCAGCAACAGCAGGUGGUAAGGGUGGGAGCGGCGGGAAGGUCAGUGGAGAGCAUGGGAACCGCCGAAUCCGAGGGCGCUGCAGUUUUGGGGACCUAG
This is a messenger RNA of Morchella importuna, 1674 nucleotides long. RefSeq lists its product as uncharacterized. Lineage: Eukaryota; Fungi; Ascomycota; Pezizomycetes; Pezizales; Morchellaceae. Bases 1 to 1674 code for a protein of 557 amino acids. The transcript has 2 exons. The record is from RefSeq and is a predicted model, not a curated record.